AUGCCUCCUCUUAGAGGUUAUAUCACCUCUUACCCUCCGCGAAUCCGCCAAUAUGGAAACGCGCUGCUCACCCCCGUCAUUCCCCCCAGCCAGGUCGGCCCUACACCGCGAACUACGAAACGAGGAACCGUUGCGAUCAAUUACGCAGAAGAUGGGUUCGAUGAUGAUGACUUUGAUGAUAGCGAUGGUCCCCGACGCCCCACGGGGUUAAGGAGCCUUCGGCGAGAGGAAUCCACGUUCGACAAGGUCUCUUUGGCCGAGAAGCUGGGGAAAGAGAUACACGCCCCUGUGGAGGUACAAGGAGUGUUCCGUGACUGGAUGAUCAAGAGGAUGCUGCGACCAGCUUGUGCGGACCAACUACAAAUACAAGCGCAACUCCCUCUGACCCUCAUACCGAUUCGCAUCGACCUGGAAGUCCCGGCGCACCAGCCAUUGGAGCCAUUUCCUCUGCCGCGAACGGUGCUAGACCCCGCGAUCAACCCUACGCUCCCUGGGUACAAGAGACCGGACCCGUUGCCCGCCUAUCGAAUCAAAGACACCUUCCUGUGGAACCUGCACGAGGCGCUCUCGACCCCCGAAGAAUUCGCCAUUGGGUUCGUGCGCGACAUGGACCUACCCAACCCGCAAGCUAUGACCAUGGCUAUCAGCAACCAGAUCCGCCAGCAGUUGGAAGAGUACGCCGGAGUCGCGCUGCACCCACUGUUCCAGAGCACACCGCCAAAACCUACCCCAGGUCCGCAGAAUGGCAUCUCGCGAGAUGUGUCUGCGACCCCUGCCUCGACUCACGCGGCCGCUACCCCGGAUAGCAGGGUCCAGGCGGUCGCGGUCACCAAGGAGCCGUUGGUCAAUGACAGCAUCCUCAAUCCCGACGAUGCCUACCGGUGCAUGAUCAAUCUCAACAUCAACCUGCAGAACAAACUAUACACAGACAAGUUCGAGUGGUCCCUGUUACAUCCUCCGGGCAUGGCAGAGGAAUUCGCUCACAUCACCUGUGCUGACCUGGGCCUAAAUGGUGAAUGGGUUGGCGCUAUCGCACAUGGUAUCUACGAGGCCGUGCUGAAGUUGAAGAAGGAGGUCUGCGAAAGUGGUGGUCUCAUCAGCGGGAUGGGCGGUUAUGGGAACGAAAUCGAUAACCAGGCUGCCAACGGAGCUGAAGCAGGAUGGCGAUACGAUCCAGAGGGACUUGGUGAUGAGUGGGAGCCGAAGGUGGAAACGUUGUCCAAGGAAGAAAUUGAAAAGCGAGAAGGAGAUCGCGAACGACAGAUCCGGCGUCUCCGACGCGAAACAGCACGGUUCUCAUCCACUGCCGGAAUCACUCCUGAAGUAUCACGGCAAGGUAGUGGAUAUUUUGACGUGGAUAGCGAAACUCCGCUCGGUAGAGGCGAACGAAGCAAGCGGAAGCGGCGGUUCCGCAGCCUGAGUCCUCUGGGCAGAGGGGGUACCCCAGGUGGACGCGGCACCCCGGAUACCGGCUCGGGGGCUGGUUAUGGUGGAGGUGGUGGUACAUUGUCAGAAUGGGAGCGACAGAAUUGGAGAUGCAGCAACUGCAUGGUUUGGGGCACCGCAGUUUGGGCGGUACGGGAUGGUCCUUUUGGCCCGAAGACCCUCUGUCACAAUUGCGGUCUUCUCUACGAGCGAGACAAGGUCACUCCGGAAUGGUCAAGGGACCUCCACCGCCAUGAUAUCCCAAUUGGACGAACGUGA
Aspergillus terreus NIH2624 is the source of this 1704-nucleotide messenger RNA. Its product is annotated as putative RSC complex subunit Sfh1. The record is from RefSeq and is a predicted model, not a curated record. NCBI's taxonomy places the organism in Eukaryota, Fungi, Ascomycota, Eurotiomycetes, Eurotiales, Aspergillaceae. The transcript has 4 exons. Gene Ontology annotation, cellular component: nuclear chromosome; nucleus; RSC-type complex. Gene Ontology annotation, molecular function: transcription coregulator activity; zinc ion binding. Gene Ontology annotation, biological process: regulation of transcription by RNA polymerase II; chromatin remodeling. Bases 1 to 1704 code for a protein of 567 amino acids.